AUGGCGAAGGUUUUCGAUUAUGCCGAGGUCGCGCAGCACAACACGGCCGAAAGCUGCUGGGUAAUUCUCUACGGCAAUGUCUACGAUGUAACGCGAUUCAUUCCCGAGCACCCUGGCGGCUCCAAAGUCAUCCUCCAACUCGCCGGCACCGACGCAACCGAAGAAUACGACCCCAUCCACCCUCCCGGCAUCCUCGAAGAGAACCUGGAAGCCUCUGAUAAGCUCGGUACCAUAAACCCAGAUACCCUCCCCAAAGAGGAGAAGACACCAGAAGAGACGGGAGAGUCACAAGAUGAAGGACCCGUAGAUCUGGACAGCAUACUGAACCUCGAUGAAAUUGAAGAGGUGGCAACAAAGCAAAUACCCUACAAAGCAUGGGCAUACUACUUCUCCGCGAGCGACGACCUCCAGAGCAAGUCCUUCAACAACAGCGUCUACCGAAGCAUACUCCUCCGACCCCGCGUCUUCGUCGACUGCACCCGCUGCGACACAUCCACCACCUUCAUCGGCAACUCUGUCAAACUCCCCAUCUAUGUCUCCCCGGCAGCAAUGGCGCGUCUUGCACACCCCGACGGCGAAUGGGGCAUAGCACAAGCCUGCUCCAACUAUGGCGCCAUGCAGAUAAUCAGCCAAAACGCGUCCAUGACCCCCGAACAAAUCGUCGCAGACGCCACCCCAGGUCAAGUCUUCGGCUGGCAGCUCUACGUACAAAACGAGCGCACCAAGAGCGAAGCCAUCCUAGACCGCGUGAACAAGCUCGACGCGGUGAAAUUCAUCUGCCUCACCCUCGACGCGCCCGUGCCCGGUAAACGCGAACACGACGAGCGCAGCAAAAACGUAGGCUCCAACCUCCCCGUGCGCGCCUCGGUCCAAGAAUCGCAAUCCGUUUCCAAAACAAGCACCAGCGCAACGACACCCACGCAAGCCAGCGAAAACGAGAAGCCCAAGCCCAAAUCAAUGGGUAUGGGCCAAUCCCUCUUCUGGGGCACAGCCGCAGAUUUAACUUGGCGCGAUACCUUGCCCUGGCUCGCAAAACACACGUCCAAACCCAUUGUCCUCAAGGGAAUUCAAACGCAUGAAGACGCUUAUUUGGCUUCUCUUCACGCACCACACGUCAAGGCCAUCAUCUUAUCGAAUCACGGUGGUAGGGCUUUGGAUACUGCACCACCUGCUGUACACACGCUGCUCGAGAUACGCAAAUACUGUCCUGAGGUGUUCGAUCGAAUUGAAGUGUGGGUUGAUGGGGGGAUUAAGCGGGGGACAGAUGUUGUUAAAGCCCUAUGUUUGGGGGCGAGAGGUGUGGGGGUGGGAAGAGCGGCAUUGUUUGGGUUGGGAGCUGGGGGUAAGGAGGGUGUGGGGAGGGUGCUUGAGAUUCUCAAAGCGGAAACGGAGACGUGUAUGCGUUUGCUUGGUGUGGAAAAGGUCGAGCAAUUGGGUAUGCAACAUAUCAAUACACGCGCCGUUGAGCGUGACAUUUGGGAUGGACCGGGUCUGGAGAGGGCUGUUGUUAAGGCGAAGUUGUAA
Alternaria atra is the source of this 1524-nucleotide messenger RNA. RefSeq lists its product as uncharacterized. The transcript is spliced from 3 exons. Gene Ontology annotation, molecular function: heme binding; oxidoreductase activity. Bases 1 to 1524 code for a protein of 507 amino acids. NCBI's taxonomy places the organism in Eukaryota, Fungi, Ascomycota, Dothideomycetes, Pleosporales, Pleosporaceae. The record is from RefSeq and is a predicted model, not a curated record.